UGACACGUGUAUGUCUCUGCUUAAUUUCUUGAUUUUUCUCAAUUGAAUAAUUUGUCACAGUGCAUUUGAAAGUUAUGCUACAAUGGCUAGUGCCACAAAAUCUUUGCCUCAGAAAAAAUACUAUCGACAGCGGGCUCAUUCCAAUCCAAUAGCGGACCAUUGUAUUGAAUAUCCAGUGAAACCAGAUGCUAUGGAUUGGAGUCCCUUGUAUCCAAACUAUAUCCAAAAUUGUAAUAUAGAGAAUGGUGUCGAAAAGCUGACGAAACCUGUUCAAUUUGCAGAUAUUGGAUGUGGGUAUGGUGGAUUACUAGUCACAUUGUCAUCAAUGUUUCCUGAUAAUUUAAUUGUCGGAAUGGAGAUUAGGGUAAAAGUUUCAGAUUACGUUAUAGAUCGAAUAGAAGCCUUACGAUCUCAAAAUCCGGGACAGUACGGAAACAUCGCCUGUUUGCGAACCAAUGCUAUGAAAUAUUUGCCAAAUUAUUUUCACAAAGGUCAGCUGAAGAAAAUGUUUUUUCUAUACCCGGAUCCACAUUUUAAGAAAGCAAAACACAAGUGGCGUAUAAUCAAUAAGUCUCUUUUAGCAGAAUAUGCCUAUGUUUUAGCAGAAAAUGCUAUUGUUUAUACAAUGACUGAUGUCAAAGAUCUACACCAUUGGAUGGUUCAACAUUUAUCAGAACAUCCUUUAUUUGAGCGUGUUUCAGAAGAGCAAUUGAUUUCAGAUCCAAUCAUUGAAAAACUUUAUGAAAGUACAGAAGAGGGUCAAAAAGUCACACGAAACAAGGGUGACAAAUUCUUAGCAGUAUUUCGACGAAUUUCUGAUCCUCACUUAAUGAGUGAUAGGUAA
Messenger RNA from Copidosoma floridanum, 844 nucleotides. RefSeq names its product tRNA (guanine-N(7)-)-methyltransferase. Gene Ontology annotation, biological process: tRNA methylation; RNA (guanine-N7)-methylation. Gene Ontology annotation, molecular function: tRNA (guanine(46)-N7)-methyltransferase activity. The record is from RefSeq and is a predicted model, not a curated record. Lineage: Eukaryota; Metazoa; Arthropoda; Insecta; Hymenoptera; Encyrtidae. Gene Ontology annotation, cellular component: tRNA methyltransferase complex.